Molecule: messenger RNA, 1779 nt
Organism: Polistes canadensis
Lineage: Eukaryota; Metazoa; Arthropoda; Insecta; Hymenoptera; Vespidae
Product: 43 kDa receptor-associated protein of the synapse homolog
Exons: 9
Biological process (GO): chemical synaptic transmission
Cellular component (GO): synapse
Molecular function (GO): protein-membrane adaptor activity; acetylcholine receptor binding
Source: RefSeq, a predicted model, not a curated record
AGAGACAAAUUGUGUAAAAAAUGUUACAGUGGAUCGGCGAGUCAUCAAUUAUCGGCAACCGCUUUAUUGGGUAGCCCGGAUGGCUCGAGACAUCCUCUCGAUGUUUGCGAAUUCGCGGAAGAGGAUUAUCGUCAUCAAAAUGGUAGCGGGAAUGGUCAUUAUCAACAUAACAGGCCGGGUACUGGUUUAUGGGAGUGUCUCGUAGGAUGCAGGUGGAGAUUGGAUCAACAAUUAGCUCGUCGAAGGGUAGAGCAAGGAUUGAAAUUGUAUCGUGCUCACAAACAGCAAGCAGCCGUAAGAAAAUGGAGAGGUGCAUUGAAAAGUAUUCGUCAACGCGAGGACAAAUUCGCCCUUUUGGGUUACCUAUAUCAAGCCUAUAUGGAUUGGGGAAAGUACAGAGACAGCAUCGACUUUGGUCACAGACAACUUUGCAUCUCCGAAGAACUGGAUUCGCCUAACAUGCGAGCAGAGGCUUAUUUGAAUUUGGCCAGAGCCCACGAGAGAUUAGGUGCAUUGGACAGAGCUUUGGAAUAUGCGAGACACAGCUUGUAUAACGAGUGCGAUCAGUGUGCCACUGCUGGAUUAGUUCACUUAACCGUAGGCAGAGUCCACUUAGAACUAGCAGGAUUCACUAAAGCCUUGGAGGCCUUUCAAAGAGCUCACAAAAUCGCCCACUCCAUUCAAGAUCCUUCCUUAGAAUUACAGGUAUACGUCGGAUUGUCGGAACUGUUCUGCAGAUUACAGGAUACCGAAAAAAGUGCUAGAUACGCUGCCAGAGCAUACGAUCUCUCGCGAAGUUUACAACUUGGCGAUUUGAAUUCGCGACAUCACAGAGCUGCCCUAUUACAAAUGGCAGCAGCAUUGAGAAAAAAGGGCGAAUUGGGUGACGCUCAUGACUAUUGUUCGGAAGCAACACGACUGUCGCUAGUUUCUGGCGACCAAGCUAGCUACGCUAGAAGUAUACGAAUAAUGGGUGACAUUUAUCGAAAAAAAUCCCAUAUAAAUAAGGCGUUUCGCCAGUACGAAAGCGCCAUGGGAUCUGCCGCAGCUACCGGUGAUCGGCUUUGCCAAAUGGAAGCGAUGGAUGGGGUGGCUAGAUGUUUCGAGGCUCUCAGGUUGCAGCACGAGAUAUGCAACUGUCGGCCCCUAGAAUUCAAUACUCGGCUUCUCGAAGUAGCUGGAUCCGUCGGUGCUAAGCUGUUAGUUAGGACCGUAAGAUCAAGGCUAUCGCGGAUUUACGGUUCCUUGGGGGACGAAGAACAAAAAGGACAUCACGAGAGACUAGCCGCUGCUAUGGAAGAAGAUUUAGAAUUACGUUGCGGCGGUUGCAACGAACCGUACGGCUUGGAAGCCGAUUCCCUCGAGGCAUUACCUUGUUCUCACAUAUUACACGCCAGGUGCGCGUACGACAUUCUCAAGAGACGCGACAAGAAAAAGAAACGUCUCUGUCCGGAUUGUCAUAAAUCUGUCAGUUCACGACUGUACCUGCAUUGCGAGGAUCCGCACGGCAUGAAUACCUUAAAUCAUAGUUCCUUGAGUCUGGCAUCAUUGAGGGCCAGCAGCCUAGCGACAUUGGAGGAUUGUCACGCCACGAGUAGCGUUUAAACAAACAAAAAUAUUUGACGCAUUAUAUUCGUUUCGAUCAUUCGAUUCGCGCGCUAAUACUCGUAUAUACGUGGGUGCCACAAGAUCGUGCGCCAAUUUAUCGUAAACGAACUUAACAAACAAACAAACAAACAAACAAAAAUAGGAAAAAUGAAAAACAGCAUAACAAAAAAA